AAAAAUCAAAUCCCUGCGCAUUGAUCCGCGCCGUAUUUUUGGGUAAAUACGAUCACGUGGGGCGCGGCCGGCCAAUGGGAGGCGGGGAAAACGUUGAAAAAUAAUUACCUGCCUUGAUUGUUCUGGGGCAGAUAAAAAGUACAUAUACAGUUCAUACAAUAAUCUUAUGAAUGUAAAAGAGGCGCUGACGAUGUCGGCGACCGGGCCGAUAAGUAACUAUUAUGUCGACUCGCUGAUCGGCCACGAGGGCGACGAGCUGCUCGCCUCCCGGUUCCCGGCCCCCGGCGCGCACCCGGCGGCCGCCCGCCCCCCGGGUUUGGUCCCGGAGUGCUCGGAUUUCCCGUCCUGCAGCUUCGCCCCCAAGCCGGCCGUGUUCAGCACGUCUUGGGCGCCGGUGCCUACGCAGUCGUCGGUCGUGUACCACCCCUACACGCACCAGCCCCACAUCGGCGCCGACUCCAGGUACAUGCGAACGUGGUUGGAACCUCUCUCGGGAGCCGUCUCGUUCCCGGGCUUCGCGGCCGGCGGCCGCCCCUACGCGCUCAAGCCGGACGCCUACCCGGGCCGCCGGGCGGACUGCGGCCCUGGGGACGCGCGGGGCUACGCCGACUACAUGUACGGAUCCACCGGCGAGCUCCGGGAGCGGACCCCGCACGCCCUGCCCUCCCCCGAGUCGGACGCCCUGGCCGGCAGCAAACACAAAGAGGAGAAGACGGAUCUGGAUCCGAGUAACCCAGUGGCCAAUUGGAUCCACGCGAGAUCCACGCGGAAGAAGCGCUGCCCCUACACCAAGUAUCAGACUCUGGAACUGGAGAAGGAAUUUUUGUUCAAUAUGUAUUUAACCAGGGACCGACGAUACGAGGUGGCCCGGGUCCUGAACCUCACGGAACGCCAGGUCAAAAUCUGGUUUCAGAACCGGCGGAUGAAGAUGAAAAAAAUGAAUAAAGAAAAGAGCGAGAAGGAGCAGUCUUAGGCGCCUGGGGGGCCGGGGCCGGGCGGGGGUGGGGGCCGGCGCCGACCGAGAGGGCGAAGAAAUGCCCCCCCCGCCCCCCUCCCCGACGGAGAAAG
This is a messenger RNA of Tachyglossus aculeatus (Australian echidna), 1068 nucleotides long. It is a transcript of the gene HOXC9, whose product is annotated as homeobox C9. Bases 167 to 973 code for a protein of 268 amino acids. The transcript is spliced from 2 exons. The record is from RefSeq and is a predicted model, not a curated record. Gene Ontology annotation, cellular component: nucleus. Lineage: Eukaryota; Metazoa; Chordata; Mammalia; Monotremata; Tachyglossidae. Gene Ontology annotation, molecular function: RNA polymerase II cis-regulatory region sequence-specific DNA binding; DNA-binding transcription factor activity, RNA polymerase II-specific. Gene Ontology annotation, biological process: anterior/posterior pattern specification; embryonic skeletal system morphogenesis; proximal/distal pattern formation.